Molecule: messenger RNA, 2498 nt
Organism: Hypoxylon fragiforme
Lineage: Eukaryota; Fungi; Ascomycota; Sordariomycetes; Xylariales; Hypoxylaceae
Product: ferritin-like domain-containing protein
Exons: 1
Coding region: 504-1916 (470 amino acids)
Source: RefSeq, a predicted model, not a curated record
AUGUCAUGCAAGUCUGGGAAUACUCUUCCACCCUCUCGACCAAAAGACGAACGGUGAGCGAACUAUUGCAGGAUUUCCCUCCUCUUCUAUGGUGGCAGAUGGCGCCAAAGAAGAAGCAAAAAGACAAUGUCACUAUUCGUGAUGUAAAAAUUCGACUACGCUUAGAUUGCGUAACGCAGCCAUCACCACAUGUUAUGGCUUUCCUCCGCUACAAUCCUAUUCCUGGCUGAUCAAGUCCCCUACGAAAAGCUUCUCCUCGAGCUCCGCGUUGCGUGACUCAGGGUCCAAAAAUGACGCUGCCGAGAAGGUGAAGGGGUUGUUCGUGGAGUUGAAAGUGCCUUAAACUCGUCAUUGCUCGUUAAGGUACGUGGAGUUUAGGGUGUUUGCGAACUUCCUAUAUAAUCUCCUCAUUUCUUUCUCACACCUCUGGAGUUGUCUUUAAAUCUUAUAGCCAAGCUUACAACAGUGAAACCGUGAGAUUGUGAACCAGGGAAGUAGCAAUUAUGGCUUCUUCGACAAUUCUGAUAAGCGCCAGCGUUCUGGCACUCAUCGUGCCUCAUUCUCUUGCUGUUCCAUUUGUUUCCGACGCCACAACCACUAUUACAUCGGCCGCCUCGACGACGGUCCCAGUGGUUUCCCACACGAAUGUUACUUCACACGGCCGCUUUACCGGCCCCUUUCCCACUACCAUAGGCGCGCUAUCGACUACUGUCACGGCCGCUUCUAUUGCGGCAAAGCCUCCCGAGCCAUUCAAGCUAAGGUAUCAAGCGGAUGGCAGGCUUCAUCAGCCGCAACCUGCGCCGUACACCCCAGGUGGCGGCUUAGGGACUAACGGAUCGGAACCGGUCUAUCGUGUAAUUAGCGAUUUUGACUAUCAAUCUGUGGCGCUGGCCCUUUAUCAGGAAUGGAUUGAACUUGACCUUUUCCAAUGGGGACUCUCUCACUUCUCUGUUGAUGAAUUCGACGCUGCCGGGUUACAUGCCGAAGACCGAUUCCUUCUUCAGUUUAUGGCAGAUCAAGAGAUUGGUCAUGCUACGGCCUUGACCAACAUGCUUGGUCCCCAGGCACCAGUCCAGUGCACUUAUAACUACCCGGUUUCGACCGUGCGGGAGUUCAUCGACUUCAACCAGAAGUUGACUCGAUGGGGAGAAUCCGGUGUUCUCGGUUUCCUAAACCACUUGGAUUCUCGUGAGACGGCCCAGAUACUCCUGCAGUCCAUCACCACCGAAGCUCGACAGCAGAUGAUCUUCCGCCAGUUCGACGGGCUUUUCCCCAUGCCCGUGUGGUUCGAGAUCGGUAUCCCGCAAUCCUGGGCCUGGACUCUCCUCGCGCCCUACAUCUCAUCCUGCCGCGCAAACCAGACUCGUCUGAUCUGGCAGAACUUUCCUCCCCUACGCAUCCUCAACCAACCGAACCCAGCCCGCAUCAACGGCUCCCAAGUUUGGAACGAGACGACGAGCGCGUACGCGAACUCUCUCGAGAGCAGCAACAUCACCAACGCCGACGCGUGCCUCUACGCCGUCAACGGCAUCGACGGCGCCGAGGACUGCGCCCCCGCCAUCACCCAGAACCGCACCAACCCGCUCUCGUACCCCGGGCGCCAGGUCUUCCUGCAGUGGGACAACCCCGGCGGCCGCACGGGGCCCAACAACAGCUACGUGACCACCACGUCGGCGGGGACCCCCCGCUUCGCCGCCUUCGUCUCCCAGCUCAACGUCACUUACGCGCCCCUCCGCAACAUCCGCGGCAACACCGCCAUCGCCAUCCAGCCCAACAUCUCCACCUACGCCGGCGACCCCGCUAUCAACGGCACGAUUUUCCUCGCGAUCACGGACACGGAUCUCUUUGUUACGCCGUUUAAUCUCUCGCUUAUUAACCCGCAUGUUAAUGCGCUGGCUAUUUACCAAGCUGGUUAAAGAGGGAAUGGGGGGUUUGGGGACCUGCUGCUGCUUCCUUGUUGCUGAGGUGGUCAGUUACUUAAGCUAGGGAGGUAGGGGUAGUAUGGGAUGUUGAUGUACCGUAUCACAUAUAUACCUAGGUAUCCAUGGAUAUGGAUAUGGGCAUGGAUAGGGGUGUGGAUGUUGAUGUUUUUGGGUACCUACGGAUAUAUUAUCUAUUUGCUACUCGAAACGUGGACUGUGUAUGAUAUGAUGUGGUGUGAGGCAGAUUACUUAGAUACAUAUCUAGGUAGGUUAGGUAUAAACGUAUGAAAAAGUUCGUCUACCCUAGGUAUCUACUAUGUAUGCACCUAUGUAGCUAUUUAGAUACCUAUAUAUACCUAUGUCAUAUUAGGUAGGUAGGUAGGUAGAUACCCUUUCUAGACCUGGCACACCCAUGUAUCUACCUAUGUAGUACGCUAUAUGCUGUACAUACAUACCUACCUACGUACGCACCUCAAUGUCAUACACAAUGUUUGUGAUAGGUAUUUUUGUCCCAUCCUUUCAAAAUGUACCUAACCUACUGCAAAAUAUGCAAUUAAGUUACACACCAGGCACAUG